Molecule: messenger RNA, 1785 nt
Organism: Rotaria sordida
Lineage: Eukaryota; Metazoa; Rotifera; Eurotatoria; Philodinida; Philodinidae
Source: the annotation of a GenBank genome assembly
AUGAUGCAGUUCGAAUCGUUGGCAAAUGAAUUAUUACUUGAUCUAUUUGAAUUCUUCGACAUUUAUCAUCUUCUUCAUGCUUUUUUUGGUCUUAAUCAUCAUUUUAAUCAACUUGUUUAUAUUCAUUUUCGUAUUCAUCAGCUUAAUUUUCAGUCUAUAUCGAAAGAACAUUUUGAUCUUGUUUGUCAAAAAUAUCUUCCAUUAAUAAUUGAUAAAAUUACUUCUAUUCGCCUUUCGAAUGAGGAAACACCUAAUUUACCAGAACUUCUUCUUACUCGUGGUUUUACUCUUGAUCGAUUUAUUCAUUUACAAUCACUUUCAUUGUACAAAAUUCAUUCUCUUAAUACAUUAAUUCAAAUAACAUCUCAAUUACAACAUCUUCAUUAUCUCACUUAUUUCAUGAUGAUUUAUUGUUCUGUUAGUUGGUGGAGAGAUGAUGCUGGUUUUGUCUUAUUCAAAAACAUUUGCAACAUACCAAAUCUUACUCAUUGUAAUUUAAGUAGUAUUCAAACGAUUUCAAUAAGAUUUUCUGAAAUUUUAACAGUUUCAUCAUCCAUUGAAAAUCUUUCUAUGGAAAAAAUUACAUGUAAUUUACAUGCUCUAUCAAAUCUAUUCAAAUGUACACCUCAUCUACAACGACUUUGUACAACUGUUGACUUAUCUUCUGUGGAUGAACAAUUAGAGUUUGUUAUUGCAUCAAUUAUUUCAUUGAAACUCUCAUUUCGAGGUUCUUUCCAAUCGAUGAAUAACGUUUUUCAAAAGAUGCCAAAUCUAUGUUACUUAACAAUUGAUACAUCAGGAAUUUAUUUAAAUGGAUAUACAUGGGAACAAAUUAUUAUUCAUUAUUUACCUAAACUCAAAAUAUUUCAAUUAAAAAUGGAUUUCAAAUUUGCUGAUUACAAUAACAUACACGAACAAAUUGAUGAAUUACUCAAUAGUUUUCGAAGUGAAUUUUGGCUUGUAGAACAUCAAUGGUUUGUUGAAUGUCAUUGGAAUCCAUCAGAUUUCAAUAGAUGUAUUACUCUUUAUACGUUACCAUAUGUUUUUAAUACAUUUAAUUAUUCAGAUGAGUAUCAUUUUAAAUCGACUUGCAUUGAUAAAGCAAUAUAUUGUAAAUAUAAAUGUGUACGAUUCUUUAGUUACAAUAAUCUUGAAAAUAGUUGGUUCAAUAAUUUUACACCUUUUUUUGGUUGCUUUCCUAACAUUCGUCAUAUGGACAUUGAACUUCCAUUGAAGAAUGAAUUGUAUUCAUAUAAUUUAAAACUGAAUCAACUAAUUUCACUUAAUGUAAAAUUAAGAAAUUCAUAUGAUUAUUAUCAAUUACAAACAAUACUUGACUAUGCACCUCGUCUUUAUUCGUUGAAAGUCAAUGCUGUUCAUAGAUUCUACACUGGACUAUUUCAAUUAAGAAGUAAAUCGAUUCGUCGACUUGAUUUGAUUGAUACACAAGUCAAAAAUUGGUAUCAUCUUACCAUUGACGAUUCUGCCAAAUUGAUCAGUUCACCUCUGGUAUUGCAAUGUGAAGUUAUUUCAGUUAGAAUGAAAAAUCGAAGAAGUGUUCUCAACCUUAUUCAAAAUGUUUCUAAUAUUCGAUCAUUGAUCUUUCAGUGUGAGGAUGAUCAACAACUAUAUGUUGAGACUCACAAUCUAGAAUUAGAUCCUAUCUAUUGGUUACAAAAUCGCUUACCAUCAACAUAUUCAAUAACAAGAAAUUUAGAAAAAACAUCUAUUAUUCAAGUUUGGAUCGAUCAAAAAAUAAAAAGACAAAGAAUGACCAUAUCUUAA